This is a messenger RNA of Schizosaccharomyces cryophilus OY26, 3395 nucleotides long. RefSeq names its product AGC/PKC protein kinase Pck2. The coding region runs from base 92 to 3067 and encodes 991 amino acids. Gene Ontology annotation, molecular function: diacylglycerol-dependent serine/threonine kinase activity; ATP binding. The transcript has a single exon. Gene Ontology annotation, biological process: fungal-type cell wall biogenesis; signal transduction; protein phosphorylation. The record is from RefSeq and is a predicted model, not a curated record. Lineage: Eukaryota; Fungi; Ascomycota; Schizosaccharomycetes; Schizosaccharomycetales; Schizosaccharomycetaceae.
CAACAAUCGUUGUAUUCCCAUAGGGACAUAACGUAGUGGAAUAAUACCUCAAAAGAAUCAAGUAUUUAAAAAAAAGAAGGGUAAGACAACCAUGGAUAUGCUAGAUGAAGCAAUUACGGAGGUCAACAGAAAAAUUGAGAGAGAAAGAUCGGUGAUUCAUGGAGCACUUUCGAUGAAACGUUUGACACAAAAUCCGGCGGUUCAUCAACAACUUCAUAGUAAUAUUGAAGAAGCAAAAAAAAGCAUUAUAUAUUUAGAAGAACGGCUGGGGAAGCUACAACUUCGAAAGUCAGGAAGUUUCACGUCGACAGGGUCUUCAGAGCAGACACUGAAACUUCCGUAUACCAGUACGAACUCAUCGAAAAGUAUCUCUUCUGGUCUUUCCAAUGUCGACUCUAACUUGGAUUUAUUGAAUUACGAUACCCCUUUAACGAUCACCAAAAUCUCCUUCUUGUUACAGCAAUUGGAAUUCAAGCUUUCUGUGGAAGAACAAUAUCGAAGAGGCAUUGAAAAAAUGGCAAAGUUAUACGAGCGUGAGCACGACCGACGAAGCAUUGCUGAGGCGGAGAAGAAGUAUGAAGAGAGCGCACAAAAGAUUAGUUUACUUCAACAAUCAUUGAAACGUUAUCACGACUUGCAUAUUGAAAUUGAUGAUGAUGAUGUCCCUACUAAUGAAAGCCGGCUAAAUCUGAAUGCUCGGCGACCUCAAUCUGGUUUACUGAAAAUAACUGUAAACUCCAUACGAAAUGUCUCUCAUUCUGCUGGAUUAUCAAAGCAUACUGAGACGCUUGUAGUCAUUCGUGCCGAAGACCUUGAGCGCGCGAGGACAAGGUCUAGUCGGGCCGGCAAAUUUUAUGAUAGCUUCGAAAUCAAUCUUGAAAAAACUAAUGAAGUGGAAAUCAUUGUUUAUGAAAAAAAGAACGAAAAAGUCUUAUUACCCGUUGCAUUAUUAUGGGUCCGUCUUUCAGACUUAGUCGAAAAACAGCGCCGUAAAAAAGUCGAGCAAGAAGUAUCCGACAAAGGUUGGGUUAGUGCAGACCAUAUGCAAAACCAAAGAUUAUCUAUGUUUUUACCGUCGUCAUUAUCCUCUUCUAAACCGGAAUCUAUGUCUCCAAAGUCCCCAGAAGUAAACUCUAAAGUUAAUGGUUGGUUUUCUUUGGAGCCGUUAGGUCAAAUCCAUUUAACCAUGAAUUUCACUAAAAAUAAUGUCCGAAAGCGUCCCUUGGAUGCAAGGUUGGGUCGUCAAGGUGCAAUUCGUCAGCGCAAAGAAAGCGUGCACGAGGUUUACGGUCACCGUUUCUUACAGCAUCAAUUCUAUCAAAUAAUGCGCUGCGCUUUAUGCGGUGAGUUUCUAAAAAGUGCAAUUGGUAUGCAGUGUAAAGAUUGUCUUUACACAUGUCAUAGAAAAUGUUAUUCCAAGGUCGUAACAAAGUGCAUUUCAAAAUCAAGUGACUCAUUUUCAAGCGAAUAUGAAAAAAUAAAUCACAGAAUACCACAUCAUUUUGAGUCUCACACUAAUAUAGGAGCAAACUGGUGUUGUCAUUGUGGUUAUAUUCUCCCUUUUGGUCGUAAAAACGCUAGAAAAUGCACAGAAUGUGGCAUUACAGCGCACGCUCAAUGUGUUCAUUUAGUGCCCGAUUUUUGUGGAAUGUCAAUGGAAAUGGCUAAUCGGGUCCUUUCCGAAAUUCGGACUACUAAACAAAAAGCUGGUAAUUACAACAAGAAGUCUAAUCGCCCUGCACACAUCUCCAAGCAAGCACAUUCAGAAGAUAAGAUUAGUCGAACUUCUCCCGUUGGUACACUAAAUGAUACUCCUUCCACUCCUACAUCUCAGAAGUUUUCAAUCGAACCUAUAAAAAGAAAGCCGGUUCAUGCUGGUGCUAUGGAACUUUCUGUUAAGAAAGAUACAAAAGACCAAACGUCUGAAGGAUCAAAUCUCAAAGAAAUAUUCAAUCAAAAGGAGGCAGAUGCCUCUGUAAAGGAAGCAAAUGCCAUAGUUUCUUCUCAUGACAUUUCCGUCCCUGGUUUUACUUCUGACGGAAAACCAAAAAGGAUUGGUUUAGAAGAUUUUAAUUUUUUAACCGUCUUAGGAAAAGGAAAUUUUGGGAAGGUCAUGCUGGCCGAAUACAAGAGCAAUAAAGAGUUGUAUGCUAUUAAGGUGUUGAAGAAAAAAUUUAUAUUAGAAAAUGAUGAAGUUGAAAGUACUAAAUCAGAAAAACGCGUUUUUCUUGUUGCUAAUCGUGAGCGCCAUCCAUUCUUAGUAAAUCUUCAUUCUUGCUUCCAAACAGAGACAAGAAUUUAUUUCGUAAUGGACUUCGUUAGCGGAGGAGAUUUGAUGUUACACAUUCAGCAACAGCAAUUCUCUAGACGUCGUGCUCAAUUCUACGCUGCAGAAGUAUGCUUAGCAUUAAAAUAUUUCCAUGAUAAUGGUAUUAUAUAUCGAGAUUUGAAACUGGAUAACAUUCUCUUAAGUCCUGAUGGUCAUAUCAAGGUAGCAGAUUAUGGAUUAUGCAAGGAGGAUAUGUGGUACAAUAAUACGACUGCUACAUUUUGCGGAACACCUGAAUUUAUGGCUCCCGAAAUUUUAUUGGAGCAAAAUUAUACCCGUAGUGUGGACUGGUGGGCGUUCGGCGUUCUCAUAUAUCAAAUGCUUCUCGGUCAGUCACCAUUUAGAGGAGACGAUGAAGAAGAAAUAUUUGACGCUAUUUUAUCUGAUGAACCUUUAUAUCCCAUCCAUAUGCCCAGAGAUUCCGUUUCCAUAUUACAACAUCUACUCGCACGAGAUCCUAACAAGCGACUCGGGUCUGGCGAGAAUGACGCUGAAGAUGUUAUGGCACAUCCUUUUUUUAAUAACAUUAAUUGGGAUGAUAUUUAUCAUAAACAAACUCAGCCCCCUUAUAUCCCUCAACUAGAUUCUCAAACAGAUACCAAAUAUUUCGAUGAAGAGUUUACCCGAGAAUUGCCAGUCCUUACUCCAGUUCAAUCAGUUUUGACUGAUGAGAUGCAGGAAGAAUUUCGAGGUUUUUCUUACUUUAGUCAUGAUGAUUCGUCAUCUAUUAAAGCGUAAAUAUAUCUUAGAUGACAUGAUAAAAGUUCAUAAUAAUUUCUUUAAUUUUGUUGUCUUAAUAAAAAUUAUGAGAUGAUGCCUUCCUUCUUUUUUGAUCUUGUACAGUGCAAUAACGCAUUGUUUGAUGAAUAUUGUUUGAUACGCUGUUUUAAAUUUAUGAUCGCUAUCUAAAUUUUGGAUAGUUUCGAAAAUUUUUAUGUAUUUCAGAAUCACCUAUUUAUGUCACAUAAUAUAAACCUUUUUUUAAGGGGUCAAAUGCAAGAAGUCAACAUCACACUAACAGUGACUAAAUUAAUGCAUACCGGCAUGAGGAUCUUCAGCCUGUUGC